This is a messenger RNA of Quercus robur (English oak), 1092 nucleotides long. Its product is annotated as 30S ribosomal protein S10, chloroplastic-like. Gene Ontology annotation, biological process: translation. Bases 84 to 704 code for a protein of 206 amino acids. Gene Ontology annotation, molecular function: structural constituent of ribosome; RNA binding. Lineage: Eukaryota; Viridiplantae; Streptophyta; Magnoliopsida; Fagales; Fagaceae. The record is from RefSeq and is a predicted model, not a curated record. Gene Ontology annotation, cellular component: mitochondrion; ribosome; small ribosomal subunit. The transcript has 4 exons.
CAACACAGAGAGCGGCUCAUACUCACAGCAAAAUAGAGAAAAACUGAGAGAGAGAGAGAGAGAGAGAGAGAGAGCUUUUUUCCAUGGCAGUUUCUUCAAUCUCUGCAACACUAAUUCCUUCCAUUCCAUUGCCCAAUUCUUCUUCAUUUCCUUCCAAACCAAAACUCUCUUCUGUCUCUUUCUACACUUGUAAAGCCUCAAAGCUCAAAGCCCUUAAACCCUCACUACCAUCUACCAGGGUUUAUGCUGCUCCUGAAGUGUUGGAAUCCCCAGAAACUCUAGACCCACCUCUAGAAACCCCAGAUGAGUCUGACCCUACUACAACCUUUGAGGUUGGAGAUUCCGAGACACCCAGUACUUCUUCACUCAGUAUUGGUGCAGAUGCAGACUCGAUGGCCCCAAAGCAGAAAAUCAGAAUUAAGCUUAGAUCAUACUGGGUGCCCCUAAUAGAGGACUCCUGCAAGCAGAUAUUGGAUGCUGCAAGGACUACAAAUGCAAAAACCAUGGGUCCUGUUCCAUUACCAACCAAGAAGCGAAUCUAUUGUGUUCUUAAAUCACCACAUGUGCACAAGGAUGCAAGAUUCCAUUUUGAGAUCCGUACACACCAGCGCCUCAUUGAUAUUCUUUACCCAACUGCGCAAACAAUUGAUUCUUUGAUGCAACUUGAUCUUCCUGCUGGUGUUGAUGUGGAGGUCAAGCUCUGAAGAAAAGUGCUGCAGCUUAGGUUCUGGAUUGCUUCCUAGAGCAAAUAUCCCUUAGAGAUGUCAUUGUCGAGAUUUGCCUUGUAGAGGGGUGAUCACAGGAACAAGUUCAUUGAACAGUUGGCCUGUUCUCAAAAGUGUCUUUUGUGGAUUUCUUGUAAGCAAUAUCCUAUAGAAAAUUGAAACCACUGACCUCUUGAAUUAGUUGUUAGAGCUGGAUGAAAAAUACCAAGAUUUAUGACGUCUUGAAUGUUUAAUGAGCAGUGUUUUACUAUAUUCUAGUUCUUGUCAGAUUAGUAUGUGCUGUGACACAUUAUCUUGUAUUUUUUCAUAAAUAUGAAGUAGAUUUGAUAUAAAAGGUAGAAUGAGAUGAAAAGUUUACCACGUGUUA